CGAGGGGAGACUAUUAUGGGAUGCAAGUGGUGCGAGUGUUGGCGAGCUCGGUGUGUGUAGAGCUUCAUUGUUUACCGCCUUCUGUGCAUGGAGCUAUCGAAGAUGGGCGAAAGGGUGUUUGCCGCCGAGCGCAUCUUGAAAAAGCGCAUACGAAAGGGCAAGCCGGAAUAUCUGGUGAAGUGGAAAGGCUGGCCGCCCAAGUAUAACACGUGGGAGCCAGAAGAAAAUAUAUUGGAUGUGCGACUGAUCGAUUCCUUCAAAGCGAGUCAGAGGGAUGGAUCGUCUGGUGGAAGCAAACGCGGACCCAAACCCAAGAAAAUGCGCGUGCAGGAGAGCACGGACGAGAAUUCCGAUGUCGACAUGGAUGGCGAUGAGAGCGGCGAUGAACAGACGAGCGAGAGCAGCAGCGACACAGCCAGCGGCGCACGAGGAGGAAAGGACCAGGACCAGUCCUCCACCAGCAGCGCCACAGGGACAGCAAGUCCGCACAAGGGGGACAACCCUGGCAGCAGCAAGAAGAAAGACGAUGUCAAGUCGUCUUCAGCCGGAGAUGCCGGAGGGAGCCACAGCACCAGUCGUGCCUCGGGUGGUCCCGUGAAGAGAGGUCGUGGCCGCCCACCCAAGUAUCCCAAGCCGGGUAUGCCAGGCUACGUGCCUCCACCGUCAAAGGUGAACAAAGCCAAGCUCAAGCUGGACAACAAGCCUAAAGGUACCCCGGGUAGGCGGCCGGGCAGCGUGAACAAAAAGGGACCAAAAUCCAAAAAGGCAUCGACCUCUUUGUCCAAGCAGAACUCUACAGAGAGCUCUGCCGGUAACACGAAGACAUCAUCAAAAGACAAAGACAGCGCCUCAUCCGGCGAUGUGGCUCACAAAAGCAGCGGAGGAGGCGGGGGCAAGGCCGAUCACCAUCACGGAAAGACCAACGGCCAGUCGGCAGCCCCUGGGUUGGGCAAGGCCAGCAGCAUUAGCACCAGCGGCAUCAAGACCACGGACUCGGGCAUCUACGACUUCCAGUCGGACGACGCCGAGUCGCACAAGGCCUUCAAGAUGGCGCGGCCGGCGGAGCGCGAGGUGCCGGCCAAGGUGUACUGGAGUCCGGAGCCCGCGCUGAAGGCCGUGCUGGACUCCGUUGUCCUCACUGAUGUGACCAGCAACAACACCACCAUCACCGUCCGCGAGUGCACCGCGGGCCCCGCCUUCUUCCGGAAACGGCAGGAGACGUGAAUGGGGACUGGGGGCUUCCAGCCAACGGUUUUUUUUUUUUUGAACUGGACGCUGAUUGGUGGAACAUGUCGCUCUGAAAUGCAUGUUAAGAGAACGAUUGAACAGACGAUGGCGAAGAUGUGAUUCUGCCUUGUGGGGACAAGGGGACUGGGGCUGUUGGAGAGCAGAGUUCUGCAGACUUGUUGUGAGGGGUUGUGCUUGGUGUUCACCAGUGUGAACACUGCGUUGCUGAGAGACUUGUACAGCAUCGUUUGCUAAGUGCACAGUGCCACGUGACUCAUUUUGUUGUUGAGAGCCGUUGGCGGACGAGUUUUUAUACAUCUGCGUGCCCCGUUCAAAAACACAGGGGCUCGCAUGCUUUUGGAUUUCACUUGCAGCGGAUAUUUCGCUCACUUUUAUUACAAUUUGUUAUCUUCAUUAACCAUGGACAGAGCUGGAUGCUCAGUAUUCGGUUGGAAAUAGUGCAUGCACCAGCUGCAUUGGAAGGAACUACUGGCCUUUUUUUUCCUGUGCGAUGUGAGAGAGGAUUGGGGUGGGUGGGUACCUGAGUGCGGAUGAGGGAGAGCGAAAUUGAGGGUAGGGGUGAGCGGAAGAAAUGAGUUGCUUCCGUAGAGAAAACGGAUGUGUUUCGCGAAUUACCUGCUGGAUUGCUGUAUCUGUCUUACCACUCCCCCAUUCGUCUAGUUUUUUUCCUAGGCUGCUUCACAACUGUGCUGCUACCCUGGGUUUCCUGUUAGUGUGUUUCGUAGCUUGCGUAUUAAAAAUGCGAGCUGAAGUUGGCCCUGCGCACACAGUUAGGCUUGCCCUGCUUUUUUCCCCCCAAGAUGUUAGAUUGUUUCUUGUUUGGGUGUAAUUUGCAUGAUUUAUUUUCUGCUGCUGACAUAGCACGUUUUUUGAUGACGGUGGGAUAAUGCUUGUGUUCCGAUAUCAUCCAACCGCUGGACAAAAAAAUUUCAAUUUUGGGAAAAAGAAUGGUACCUGUCACAAUAGUACAUCAUUUAUUUCCCCGUUGGCAAAAGAUUAUUCUUACACCUGUUAAUAUUUCUCAACGCCUGUCUACCUUGUGGUGAAGUCGAGGGCCAACAUUCCAAGUAAAGGUGGAUGUCACCCAUGAGCAUACAUCUUGGCUGUUGUGGAGCGCUGAUCGACCUGUUGGUUGGAUGAGAUAAGUGUUCGGUCAGCACGUGAUGUUUGUCCAUUCAAGUGCGCAGCUUCCGAGCGUUUUCACGCGCGGGGAGUCGUGAAAGUGUUGCCGGACAAGCGCGUGCAAGUCCCGGGUAGAUGUGGGUAAAGGGGCAUAAUCCGUGACAUCACCUGUGGUGGAGCUUACAUCUGCUACACGAGCAAAUCGGUUUUUCUCGCGAGAAAUUUUUUCUUUACAAUCCAUGCAGACGUGGAUUCCAAUAACUGACAACGAACUUUGAAGGUAGGUUGGUAUGUGAUAUGGUCAGUUAGGUUUGGGCCUUGCUGGCCUCGUGGUUGCCCGCUGUCCUUUGUGUCUCUGUCUCGCAAGACUCUGGUAGUACCCAUCGUUUCCGGUGGUGUCUAACUGUGGUAGUUUUUUUUCUUGUGCUCCCUUUCUUAAGCACCUAGAGAAGUCUUGCUUGCUGCUCACUUAUUUUUCUGUCACUUAGCUGAUUAGUCUCUGACUCACCGAAAGCGAAAUUAAAUAUGGCUUCCAUGAGAUGGACUUGUUGGAAACUGUUUUAUAAAAAAAAGAAGCACUGAUUUCCAGCUCACAAAUUGUCUUUGGGUUCUAUCCCUUUGCUUUUGGAUUUAGUUUUUUGUUUGUUUGUUUAUGUUAGCAAAUUAGGCGAGUUACUUAUCGGUUUGUUGACAGCGCUUUUAAUGCACAUUGUAUUUCAAAGAACAAAAUGACUGGUGCUUAUUUAUGUGAUCCAGAAAAUGUUUACUGGUUUAAAAAAUCAUAUUGAAAGCUUUACUGAUCUGAUUUCUUCUUUUAUUGCAUUCAUUUAGCUAGUGCUACGUUUUCUUCUUACCACCACCAUUAAUAUUUUGUGUAUUCCUGAUGUCUUUGACACAGCUUCAGGCUUUACUUCGCAGUAAGCGGGGGGUGGAUGUAUGACUGAGUGUGUGAAGUAUGUGACAAUGAGAUUUGUGACCUGCCUGAUGCUGACUGAACAGUGGAAACCCGGCUGCUCGCCAAAGAAAUUAAAAGUUGUUAUUAAGAACGAAUAAAAUUCGGAAAAGUCA
Pomacea canaliculata is the source of this 3438-nucleotide messenger RNA. Its product is annotated as chromobox protein homolog 8-like. The record is from RefSeq and is a predicted model, not a curated record. The coding region runs from base 88 to 1224 and encodes 378 amino acids. The transcript has 5 exons. NCBI's taxonomy places the organism in Eukaryota, Metazoa, Mollusca, Gastropoda, Architaenioglossa, Ampullariidae.